Molecule: messenger RNA, 413 nt
Organism: Schistocerca nitens (vagrant locust)
Lineage: Eukaryota; Metazoa; Arthropoda; Insecta; Orthoptera; Acrididae
Gene: ATPsynE
Product: ATP synthase subunit e, mitochondrial
Exons: 3
Coding region: 51-302 (83 amino acids)
Biological process (GO): proton motive force-driven ATP synthesis
Molecular function (GO): proton transmembrane transporter activity
Source: RefSeq, a predicted model, not a curated record
UGCUAGGCUAUAAUAUCUGUGAACUUCUAAUUGUGGCCAUUCGUGCAACCAUGGCGGAUCUUCCACCACCAGUGAGGGUAUCUCCUCUGAUAAAGUUUGGCCGAUGGAGUUUCCUUUUGGCUGGAGUGCUUUAUGGGGCAUCAAGACAAAGAUCACUUUCCAAGAAAGAAGCUGCAUUGCGAGAAAUAGAGGAAAAAGAAAAGGCGAUUCGUGACGCUAAGUUAAAGGAAGAAAAGGCUAGAUUAAGUAAAAUUGAAAUGGAAGAAUUGGCACGGGCUGCUGGAGUGCAACCAGAACCAUAAACAAUUUGUUGUAGAAUUAAAUGUAGUAUUACACAUUGCUCUAUAUGGAUUUUUGUGUAUAUAUGUAUGCUAACGUUAUAUUAUGUUGAAAUAAAAGUAUAAAUCUUUGUA